AAACUUAGGGUUAUCGUCGUCGAGGGGACACAGGUGAUCCUCGGCUUUCGUUUGUAGGCCAAGUUCUCGUGAGCGGAAAUGUUUCCGGGCUACUUGUUAUUAUACUCUUGUAGUUUUCACUAGAGUUUGUGAGACUUAAGUCCAACCCCACAUACCAAAUUCAUGUAUGACAACCUUCAUGAAAGCAUAUGUGAAUUCUCAUGUCGUAUUAGUCAACCAAUAAUCUAUGGUUUGGCAACAUUCGAAACCCAUUGCAUCAGGUCUUCAUGUAUCAUUCAAUUACAUCCUCCCACUGCCCUGUUUCCUCCGGCCAGACCAUCUCUGAACCAGAAAGAACGAUGUUCUCCUGCCUCAUUAUGCCGGCCGACAACCCCAAACGCCAUUUUCCUCAUUUUCCUCAUGUAAUAUCUGCAAAGAAAGAGAAGUUUUUCCUUUUCAGCAUCUUUUACCUUGGAGAAUAC
This is a messenger RNA of Pseudomassariella vexata, 461 nucleotides long. RefSeq lists its product as uncharacterized. The record is from RefSeq and is a predicted model, not a curated record. The coding region runs from base 163 to 405 and encodes 80 amino acids. Lineage: Eukaryota; Fungi; Ascomycota; Sordariomycetes; Amphisphaeriales; Pseudomassariaceae. The transcript has a single exon.